UCUAAAGAUGAACCUGCUGGAUCCGACUCUGGCCAUAGACCUGCAGUACCUGGGAGUUCGCCUGCCAAUCCCUCCUCCUGGAGUCUCUGUGGAGCCGCUGACUCAGGAGCUGCCAGCGCCUCAGGGUUCGUUCCUGAGUCAGGGUGUUUGUUCAGCGUUUGUGUCCAGAACAGGUAAAACCACAGAUGUAACUCAGAUCAAAGGUUGGAGGGAGAAGUUCAGUCCGUCAGAGACUCUGGUCGCCCCGCCACCGCCCAGACCAGAAGCUGGUCCCGGUCCUGAUGUUCCGAAGAAGAACCUGUCGGCAUUCUGCAGCGACAUGCUGGACCAGUACCUAGAAAACGAAGGGAAGCUGAUCGACCAGCGAGCCGCCAGCUUCUCUCCGCCCCCUGUGGAGCCACCGGUCUACGAACUGCCCACCAGGAGCACCAGUUACGUCCGCACCCUGGACAGCAUCUUAAAGAAACAGACCGGAACCUCAGACCUCAUAUCUGGGUUUGUCCCCCCCUCCAAGAGACCCAAACCCACCCUCAAAGAGACCAGAACUUCCAGGAGAGAGAGCUCAAAGCAGAGGGGUCCAAAACACUACAAACCAGAACCAGCAGCUGUACCCAGUCAAGCUGACUCAAACCUCGUCCCCAAACAGCCUGCAGUCCAGAUCCCAGACUCCCCUCAACCCCCCACUUUCAAGAGGAGGAAGAAACUCAAACCCAGGAGCCUGUCCCAGACCCUGAGCCCCCACAGAUCCACCAGCCCCCCGCCCGGACUCUCAGAGGACCUGGCUCCGCUAGAGUCGGACUCUGAGCUGGGGACUGCCCUGGACCAGAACUACGAGACCAGCAGGAAGGACGGAGGACCUGUGAUGACCCGGACUCUGCUGAAGCAGAAGGACCUGGAGGAUGGGGUGGUGUGGGAGGGCCAACCCAGGACCAGUAUCACCGAGGAGAGGGCAGCCAUCGCUCUGACAUCACUGUUCACCCUGCAGGUGCAGUAAGAGUACUAAUACUACACAGUAC
Messenger RNA from Morone saxatilis (striped sea-bass), 1016 nucleotides. RefSeq names its product MAX gene-associated protein-like. Bases 8 to 994 code for a protein of 328 amino acids. The record is from RefSeq and is a predicted model, not a curated record. The transcript is spliced from 3 exons. Lineage: Eukaryota; Metazoa; Chordata; Actinopteri; Moronidae.